Molecule: messenger RNA, 7149 nt
Organism: Paramuricea clavata
Lineage: Eukaryota; Metazoa; Cnidaria; Anthozoa; Malacalcyonacea; Plexauridae
Source: the annotation of a GenBank genome assembly
GUAGUUGCAACGGACGGUAAUAACAAGGUCAAGGUUAGUAUCACUGAUCGACUAUUUGGAGUAAACAAUGUUAUUUCUUACAAAUUUAAACAAAAUUUAGCUUUAUUGUGGCUUUUUGAAGGUAUAAAAACCCGUGGAAACGGUGAAUUUCUAUAAUAGAUUAAAAAUAAUUAUUAAACUGUGAUCUCGACUAUGAUUGAAAUUAUCGAAGUACAAUACUAUUUCGUUGUAUUAAAUUUCAAUAGUAUUAAUGAGAAUAUUGUUUGAUAUUUUUAAUAUAUUUCAUGUUAUUUACAAAAUGUACUGUAGUUUUGCACACAAUAUAAUCAGUGCGAGCACAAUGGCUUCGUUUCAAUUUGAGCAUGUAAAAAGUGAGUAUUUUAUAGCGUUGCCUUUCACGGUAUAGUAAAUAUAUAAAACGUCUGAUAAUUGAUAAAUAAUCAGUGCGACCACAACGGCUCCGAAAUAACAGACUAUAAGGUAAAUUAAAAACAGCAAAGCUUUACCUACCUCGAUAUAUUUUUCUAAGGCGCUAAAUUACGUAAAUUUUCGGCGAACAAUCAAUAUUUUCUUUGUGUUUCCUCGACGAAAGCCGUGAACGAAAGUGUGCAUAUCAAAGUGUUCACAUCAGAUGAAAAUGCUCGUCGGAAAAACUCGGUAUUUGUCGUAUUUUACGAAUCUGUCACGUGAUUUACCACCGUCCGUACACGGUACACCGCGACACGAAAUUUAGAGCUAUAUGAAAGUUUCAUGCCCAUGUAUGGGCAUGCAACAAAAACGCAUGACUCGGAAGUAGUCUUAGGUACGUCUUGACUCUUAAGUUUGUACCAAACCAGGUACGCGGCAAAAGUUGUCGGAGUACCAGUCAGGUACGGCUAAAAAUAUUGAAUUAUCGCACCCUGUACUACAGUGAAUUAUAUAACGCGACUUAACGUGACGUUGUUAAUCUCCAAAUCUGAGAAUAAAGUAGGUCGUUUACAUUUUGCAACUUACCUCAAUCGCUUGCUGCAAAACAAAGUCUGUCGAAGUCAAGGACUAAAUACUGAAGAAUCGCGGACUUUCAAUGGACCAUUUGCAUUAUAGACUAAAUUUUGAUCUAGACAAAAAUUUCACCACAGCUUGAAAGAGCAUAACAAAAUUAGUAAUAUUCCAAAGUUUCGUUGCGAAAUGUUGUAAAAUGCGGAUAAUAUAGCCUUGCGAAGUUUGCCGUUUUUCAGUCAUUUUGUAUUACGCGGGGGAAAUUGACAGCCCAAUCGGGUGUUGGGGCUGUCAAUUUCCCGUUUGUAAUACAAAAUGGCUGAAAAUUGCAAAUUUCGCAAGGCUAUAUUAUCCACAUUUUAGAACAUUUCGCAACGAAACUUCGGAAUAUUACUAAUUUUGUGAUGCUCUUUCAAGCUGUGAUGAAAUUUUUGUCUAGAUCAAAAUUUUGUCUAUAAUGCAAAUGGUCCAUUGUUCAAAACGCAACUUUAAUGAGUUUCAACUGAACAGCUUUGUCACAUAUGAACAUGCAAAUCAAUUUCAGAAAAUAUCAAAAAACUAAAGCAACAAAAAUUUGAGGACUUUCAAGUAAUUCUUUACAAAUUCAAGGACAUUCAAGGCCUUGAAUUCAAGGACAUUUAAGGAUUUUCAAGUUUUGUAGGAACGUGAAAUUAGGUCGAGAGGACUAUGGAGAAACCCGAGCAUGUCAUUUGGUCAAUACUAGCUAUAUGGUCAUAAUUUUAGGCCAAAAUAAUUUAGUCAUGUUUUAGUGGCCUGAUUUCGAAAUUUCGCCGGUUUAAAGGAAUGCGGUACAUGAAUAACAUGAUCAUAUUGUAACUUUUCUAUUUUUUAAGGAAGAUAUAUGCAAAAAAUAUGGCGUGUUUUUAUAAUUUAACGUUGAAACUAACCCUCAUUAAUGUAACACCGUUUUCAUCUUUUAUUAUUUUGAAAUUGGCCAAUGUUGCUGGAGUAUUUUUAGCAAGUAAUGAAAACGUGUAGAUCACUUGGAAAACGUCACUUCGCUAGAGCAAAUUCAUCUAGUGCAAAACCGACUGAAAUGCUGCACGAAUAUCGUCCGGUCCAUUAGUUCACUCAUAAAAGUGUUAAAUUCGACGAAUUUGUAUUCUCAACACUUCUAUUCUGACCAAGGUUCUGCAGAGUAGUGGGACUAGGUGGGUGAAAUAGCUCCUACAAUACAAAAACCAUGUACAUAUAAAUAUGUAUAUAUAAACUAUCAAAUAUUAUGAACAAUAAAAAUAUUAAAUAAAUAGUAGCCCCAUUCAGUUUACUCUGUAAAAAAACUAUUAAAUGUAAAAUGUAUGUAAAACUAUUCUGAUUUAACUCAGUUUCGUUGUGAUAUAUAUAGUGAAUGAAUAUGUGCUGGCAUUUCAAAAAAUUUUGUCAACACCACGUUGAAAAAAUUUCCCAUGACAUACAAUAGCAACUAAAAAGUUCCCAUUUGCACUAAUUAAUACAUUUCUAUUCUUAUAUUAAUUAUGUUAUUUGGCACUCCCACUGGUUUCGUAUAAUGAAAGGAUAUUAGUCCAUUAUCGCCAUGCAAACAUACAAAGAGCUUAUAUAUUUUCAUUGUACGUCAUGGGAAAUAUUUUCAAUUUGGUGUUGACAAAAAUUAAUGAAACCUAAAAAAAUUAUUUACCUAUUAAUCUGACGGUAAACAGUAAACUGAGUAGCGAGGAUUGUAAAUAUGGCAUAUUUUCAUAAUUUAACGUUGGAAUUCGCGCAUUAAUGUAACAGCGUUUUCAUUUUUUAUUAUUUUGAACAUGUCGAAUGUUGAUGGAGUAUUUUCAAGUAAGUAAUGAAAACGUGUAGAUCACUGUAGGAAAACGUCACUUCACUCGAGCAAAUUCGCCCAGUGGAAAACCGACUGAAAUGCUGCACGAAUAUCCUGCAUUAGUCAUGCUUUAAUUUAGAUGUAGUUCACUCAUAUAAAAGUGUUAAAUUCGUCCAAUUUGUAUUCUUAACACUUCUAUUCUGACAGAGGUUCUGCAGACUAGUGUGAGUAGGUGGGUGAAAUAUAGCUCCUAGAAAAAUCAUCAUACAAACUAAGAAAUAUUAUGAACAAUAAAAAUAUAUAGUACUAUUCAGUUUACUCUGCAUUCUUUCUCACCUAAUAUUCAUCCAAAUUUAACCACCAUUUAACGAGUUGUAUUUGUGUAUUUGCAUGGGCAAUGUCGAUUAGUCCCACAAAUUUUCGUAUCCAUACAGAUAGUUUUUGAGUUAUAGUGCUGGCAGACAAACACUAGUUUAAAAAUUGCUCAGUGUUUUGCAACAGGAUAAUAUACGUGCAGUUCCUAAAUAGACUACAGACUUAGAUUGAGGACGCGGACGUCAAAGACGACGUGAGGGCACAGCACGUCAUUUUCACGUCGUCUUUGACGUCCACGUCCUCGAUCUAAAUCUGUCUAUCAUCUAAAAUGCAACGCUACAUCUACACUACACAUGGUUAAAGCAUAAUGUCGAUUAUUUAUUUAAAAAAUUCCUGGUUUCUGAUUGGCUAACAACCAACUGUGAAAAUGUCAUAUCAACUCAAUGGCUAACCAAAUUCGGAUUUUUCACAUUCAUAAUAGCAAAAUGACGUCAAAGAGUCAAUAUGAAAAAAAUUUGGACGCGUUUGCGCCAUAUUACUAUGGCGACGAGAAUCAUAUUGACUCGCUGACGCCAUUGAUAUGACGUAAUGACGGCUGCCGAAGGACUAAGGAAUUGUUUUUUUCUUAAUACAAAUAAAAUAAAAUAAAAUAAAAUACAAAUGUUUGUUUUGAAUUUUUUAAAUAAAUAAUAAAACAAUUAUUGAAUUCGGUUUUCGCACAAUAUGAAGAAUUACCAAGCCCUCAGUUUGCCGUUAUCAACCUCAGCCUUCGGCUUCGAUUGAUAACGGCAAACUUCGGGCUUGAUAAUUCUUCAUAUCGUGCUCAACCGUUGAUUGGCUAAAAUAAACGUUUAAGCGUUGAUUGGCUAAAAUAAACGGCGCAAAAAACGUUUAAAUUUAAUGCUACAUGAUUGGAAAAGAUGCAGCACUCUUCAAUUUUUAAAACAAAGCAAGGAUGUCCUGCAUAACGAAGGGAUUAUAAAUAGUAUAUUGUAUUUCACUCCUAACUUGAUUAAUUGUUGGCAGACAGUUUUUCAAGUUCGCGCAUAUUUUGCACGCGCAGUAGAACCGUGACACUGCCCCGUUAAUGAAAUAUCCUUUCAUUUUACGAAACCAGUGGGAGGGCCAAAUAAUAUAACUAACAAGGACAGAAAUGUAUUAAUUAGUGCAAAUGGGAAAUUUUUGGUUGCUAUUGUACGUCAUGGGAAAUUUUUUCAACGUGGUGUUGACAAAGAUUUUUGAAAUGCCAGCACGUGACGUAUAGGCAUUCACUAUAUCAUAUCACAACGAAACUGAGUUGAAUCAGAAUAGAGCUGAGUUGAUUCAGAACAGAACAGAACAGAGUUGAUCAUUAGUGGAGUCUAAGAACUACAUCUUUGAAAAGCAAGUGAGUUAAAAGAAUUAUUUUAUAUAGUAUGAAAGUUUUUAUUGUGCACUGCAGUGUUAUGGUAUAAUAUGUAUAGUUACUGUGAGACUUUGAAAUUUCUAUUACUGUAUAUAUUUGAUAAGAAACAGAGGGACUGUUCGAUAAUAAUAGCCCACCCAGGAAAAUUUAACCGAAUAUAGCCAUAAUAUGGAACUGAAUACGAAAUAAUAUAAAACUCCGAGGAGGGACUUUAAAGUCAGUUUGGCGCCCCUUAACCUCGAUAGAACAUUUAGUUAAGUGAUGCAAAAUUAAUUUUUAGUAGUGGGGUCUGAUUACGAAUUUCUCACAACAAAUAUUAUCACUUCACAUUUGUACUGUUUAUCACUGCGCACUCUCACUUUAUGACUGCGCAAAUUGGUUAUCAGUGUACACUAAAAUUAGCUAUGGUUUUCCGCCCAUGCAUGCACCGCGAGUUUCGGACAACUCAACUACAAGUAUAUAUAUGCUGGACCUGACAAUGAUGGGGAACAUUCCACCCAAGCGUAAGAAAAUUAUUCAUGGCUAUCAUGAGCCUUGAACAAAUAUCAGUAAUUUCAAGUUUUUUUAGACAUGCUAGCCUGAUCAUCUUAGGGUUGGGUAUAUAACUGACGUUACACGUCUGAUCAUCAUAGUACACAACACUAAAUUUUUAGAAACCUAAUUUUUUUGGCUUAGGGAACUCUAUGUUUGCAACGGUAAUUCAACUUGAUCUACGAAUGAUUCAGUUGUCCAAGGACGAUCAAAAUUGCACGAAUGCGAUGGACAGGUGCGAUUUGGCGAGAAAACAUACCAUUACUUGUGCAGAAGUGCCAGAACACGUACUUGCAUUUAUAAUGAAACACAUCCGAAAAAUUUUACUCACUCAUUUGAAUGGCAUGCAUUCCUACUAAUAAUAAGUUUUUAACUGUCAGAAAUCAAAAACUAAAAUCAAAAUAUCCCUUGUUUUGACGCUUGCCACGUAUUUCAUUACUUAGGGUAGUAGUUCACUUUUUGGCACGUAUACUGUAUUUCGAUAAAAUUGACUACCUUUAGCCAAUCAGAAACGAGUAAUUUUCUCAUAUGUAUGUCAUUCGUCACAGACACAGUAUGACGCUUCUGAAAGCAUUAUAAUAGAUCCGUUAAUUUUCUUUCUUUGCACAGAAUGUCGCUGAGCCAGAGUAUCAAACUUUACAACGCAGACGGCAAUCACAAGCUGUUUCACUCAAGUGACGGUGAUUUGAUAAAAACGGACACAUACAUAAAGGCUGAAGUCCUUAGUGGGAAGUGGAUUUUGUACCGGACAGCAGACUACAACAAAAGUCUCCAAGAUGGUGCACGUCCGUACGAACACAUGGUUUUGCCAGCUGAUAUAAAAGUGGUUGAUAUAUCUGACGUCAACGGUUCUUUGUUCCAUGUACCAAGUGCUGAACAGGCGUUGAUGUUGUUUGAAUUCAAUUAUUACGGGGGAGGAAAUCGGGUUAGUGCAACAAGUGGAAACCCUGACUAUUAGUUUGAAAUUUAAUUUCAAUGCAUUUUGUCAUGUAUUUUUUGUCUCUCGAACAGGAAUACACUGAAGAACAGGGAGAUCUCAAAGACUUCCCAAAAGGGGCCAGGUCUGCUAUGGUGGGCAAGGACAACGAUUGGCAAGUGUACCCAAAGGCAGGCGAGCAGGGUACACCACAAAAAUUGACCAGGGGAACUGAUUACGCAACAACUGACGAGAUGAAGAUGCCGGCGGUAAACAGCAUUAAACCAUAUUAAUAGUUCACACUUUAGACGUUCUUUGGUUUUUAAAGAUUUAUUAAACGAGCUUUCGACUGCCAGUCUGCAGUCUUCAACGGGCAGGUGAUAAAGAAGACUGCAGACUGGCUGUACAUGUCGAAGGCUCGUUUAAUAAUUUUUUAAAAGCAGAGAACGUCCAAACUAUUAAUAUAUAUGAAUAAUCCUGGUUAUGCUUCUACCAUUUUUAAAAGCAUUAAACCACUUACCCACUGACAUCUUAGACAUCAAGGUGGCAAGUAUACAGCUCAACGAAGCUUCAGUAGAAAUACCUUGUAGCAUUUUUGGUUCAUUUGGACGUGUUUCGAAUUAAUUUACAAUGAGUCAGCCUUCUUUAUAGAUUGUAUAAUUUGUUUUGCAUGGAUCACACAAUCCUGCACGGAAAACCAUUCCCUUAAUAUUUAAUGGGUAUCCCUUAAUAUUUAAUGGUACCCUUAAUAUUUAAUGAGUAAUGAAGGCAUAUAUGGGUAGAUAUCUUUUCCUCUUAUGCCGGAAUAUAUUAAUGAACUUUUGCAAUAUAUGUGACCGGGACAUAACAGAUCCGUGAAAACUGUUAGAAUUUUCUCUUUUAUUUUGAACACCCCACAAGCUAUAAAAGUUAAUGUAAUAUAACUAAGUAAGAGUGGAAAAGUCAUAUUGAUUACAUAACUAAGAAAUUAUUAAAAAGUAUCUAUAAACAUUCUUUGUAAAGUUCGUCACUACCUAAAUAAACAUCUCAUAACUCUAAUCUCAUAACUCUAUAUCAUACUCUUGUUUACCCACAUUUAUAUUACGCCGAUAUACUGUGGGCUAGCAACUAUAAAACAAGAUUAAAGUCAGACGUAUCAACGAUACAGAAAAAGAUUCUGAAAAUAAUCAUCAUUUUUGCCUUAUACUUUCUCAUCUUCAACCCUAAAAUACU